Bradysia coprophila is the source of this 5746-nucleotide messenger RNA. RefSeq names its product pleckstrin homology domain-containing protein pruning defect 1 (gene prd1). Gene Ontology annotation, cellular component: endosome membrane. The record is from RefSeq and is a predicted model, not a curated record. Gene Ontology annotation, biological process: Golgi organization; regulation of protein localization; lysosome localization. Lineage: Eukaryota; Metazoa; Arthropoda; Insecta; Diptera; Sciaridae. Gene Ontology annotation, molecular function: kinesin binding.
UGACACGACAUUUCCAUACCAACAUAAUAAAUUGAAUUUUAACUUUCCACAAGAGGUGAACGUUUAUUUUAUUCGUCUCAUCAAAAGUGUAAAGAGAAAAAGGUUCAAUCGAAUGAUUGAAUGUCAGACAAUGUUUAAUUAACCAAUUUGAUAGUGGAAGCAAAGAAAUAAGUACGACCAUGAAUAUCGACUCACCAAUGCAGCAAAUGAAUCCCGGACAAAGGGACGAUACCUUGUUUCCCGGCAAUGCCACUAAACGGGAUAGCUAUGACGAUAAAAUGACAGUAAUGAACAGCAGCAUAGCCAGUAACAUGGAUGAUUCAACUCCCAGCGAUUCCGGGAUACAGUUGCUGGACUCUGUAUCCGAGUCGAUAAUGUCAAACAGUGGACUGCUCGAAUAUGAUUUGUGCACACCACUGGAACAUGUUUCAUCCACACUACCCGAUGUGGUGCUGCCAGCUGAGACAGCCACCAGUGUGUCGGAUGAUGUGAAAUCGUUUGUAAUGACCAAAAGUGACAUUGACAAUUCGAAUGUGCAAGUGUUUGAUCCGGACAUGGAAGCCGGAAACAUUCCCGAUGAAAUGAAGACCAGCACCUGUUCAACAUUCGAUGCCGAAAAUAUUGUGUACAGACGGAAGGCGAAAAAGACGCGAAACCAUUCGACCGGAGGACCGAAGAAGAGAGUUUCGUUUCACGAGGAUAUAUUGAAGAAUACGAAGACAGACAACAUUCACAUUGAGCAUGGUUUUAUCACGUACAAGGGCUAUUCGAAGAAAGCACCGCAGAUUGCACGGUAUUCAUGGUGCUCUGAGGGAGAUGACGGCGAUGCGAAACGGAACGAUCAAUAUUUGUAUCGGAAUGCGUGCUCUGAUGUGCUGGAUUACGGUAAUACGGAAGUGUAUGAUAAGGAUGCCAAUAUCAUUGAGUACGACAAUUCCGGUGUCUUUGAGUACGGCCCACAAGAAAACCAAUUGAAAAAUGACGAAUUUUACAAAUGCAGUUGCUCGGAUUCAAAUUCCAGUCUAGACUCCGGCGAUAGCAACGACAAUGUCAAUCGAAACUAUGGGCAAGCCAAAUCCAAUUCAUGUGACUGCAUCGGUCUGAAUCCGCAGCCCAAAAUUGUGACGAAUAUCAACGAUAACUGCUACUUUUCCGAACCGAAUAUUGAGUCGAUGGACGAUUCGUUCGAUUACGUCAAACCAAAAUCGGUUUGGAGCAAGGAAAAGAAACCGAAAACGAGUUGCUUGAAACGACAAACUGGCGUCAUUGAAGAGUACGACCUUAGCGAAAAAGUGAAAACAUUUAACGUCCAUCAGUUGCCGGAUCACAUGAACAAUAUCAUCGACAACAGUAAAUACUUGUUCGGCUCGUUGAAGAAUAUAUUUGGUAUCCCAUUGCCCGAGCGAGGAGUUCCGGAAGGAUGUGAAGAUUUACAAUCCGUUUACGAGUGUUUGCCAGAGGUUGAAAACUCUUCGCCUGUUAAGCCGAGAACAUUUCUGUCGAAGAGUUUCGACGGCGGACUAUUCAAGAAAAAUGAUAAACCGAAGAAAUAUGUCCACACCGUUGACGAGAUGCUGCGUCGAAAAGUGGAACCAGUUUCGCAGGGCGCUCCAGCCAGUCUAACAAAAGAGCCGGAUGUGACCAAUGAGGAUUUCGUUGAUCUGGGUGAAAGUGUACAAGCGUCGCCGAUCAACAAUUUCCGAAACAAAUACAUCAUCAACUGCGAGAGCACUGUCUUCGAGCACACUGGUGUGUCCUAUGAAACCGAAAAUUCUCCGCUACAUGCAACCAUUGAACCAACAUUGAUUGUCGAACCAACCUUACCGAAAGCUCCCGCUCCAGUUCCAUUCACCGCAAAGCUCAGCAAUAUGUUCAAGUCAUUUCGCGACAACUCUCCCGGCUUUGAAAUUGGCAUACCGAAGCCGGCUGAGACUAUACCGUCGCCUGGUCCGACGGUUGAAGUGUCCAACAUUAUGACUUCUAGUCAGAUAUCAAGCAUAUCGGAUAAUUCCAGUUCGACGCACAGGUCAUCAUUGCCGAAACCGGAAAUUUCGAUAACCACAAACUCACCGAACAAACACCGUCAUCUAUCGUCGCCAAUGCGAAAGAGGUCAAUGAUUACGCGAUAUGAGAAUCCACGCAUGAGUCCGGAUCUAUUUUCGACCGGUCGUGAGUCGAAAAGUGUGCUAUCCGAGGAAUUUGACGAUAUUCUGACCAUCACAACAUCUACAGAUCAAACGGACAGUGACAUUGUAAUUGUUGACUAUCCCGAACCGGAUGCUGGCAUUCCCACCAGCCAAUUGCUCAAACCUCCGUCAACCAAAUCGUCGUUGAUCAACCGAUUUCUGCGGAAUGUCACCCAGAAGAAGAUCCAAGACGCAACAAUCAAAAAGAAUUCCUUCCUGGCAGCUAAGACGAAAAACGACAAGAAAUUAUUCGAAAAUAUUUAUGUGAAAGGUGCAAAGUUGCCCAACACUGAUCUGAUCGACGAUCUGAAUGCGGAGAUCGCGCUGGAAAUUGAAUUGUCCGGUAAAAAUAGUAUGGCGAACAAUUUGAUGCGUUUGAGUGACAGCAAAUUCAACAAAAUUGAUUAUGGGCUUGGUGUUGGGGAGGUAUCGGUGGACAUUUUCAAUCCCAGUACAUUGCACAUACUUCGUGACGAAAAGGAGGUUCUAAUGAAGGUUUUCAAAUUGUACACUGGCUACAGUUUAAAGGGUCACAUGACACCGGUCCUUGUAUUUCUAACCGAUAAGACCCUCUACGUAACGGAUUUGAUUAGAAAUCGUUUGACAAACAAAUUUGUUCUGCCCUAUUCGGAACUGGAUGUUAUUUUGAUAGGACCUCACGGUAAUACAGUGCUUUUGAGCAACAGUGCUCGCGAUAUGCAACAAGUUCUGUUAGCUGGCGGUCCGUAUCCUGCCGAUGGCCUUGUGUCCAGUUUGGAAAUGUGUGCACGCCGUGGCGGAUCAACAUUACCGGCUGUUGGACAAUUGACGUUGGAUCAUUUGGCUCCGUUGCAAGCGUUUGUAAGGGAAAAUUCGAUGGUUGCGAAGAAUGAUCCAUGGCUGUACUAUGCCGUUGUUAGUGUGCCAGCAAACAUGUUAAAUCUGGAAGAAGAGCCUUUGGGGCCGCACAUGAAGGGACCGCUUAUGUUUCGGAAUAUUUCACUAAGCGAACAGGGACAACCGUGGGAGGCGGGAUACUUUUUACUGAAGGCUGGCGUACUUUAUAUGUUCAACGACGCUCAUCAAAAGCUUCCAAAUUUGGCUAUUGCUUUAUUCGAAUGUAAAGGUGCUAGACGUGCUACUAAAUCGACUCGACCACAUUGCUUUGAAUUGUUGCUGAAAACAGGAUUCAUGCAACUGGCUGCUCCCGAUGAGUAUGUUGCCUCCGACUGGCUACAAGCAUUAGUUCAGGCAGCUAGCGGGUUAUUCGAAAUGCAAGAAAAGCAUAAAACACUUGGCUGCACUCUGGUCAUGACAUCCAACCAUUUAAUCACAUUGAGAGAAGAUUUUACCGCACCACUGAGGCGAGUGAAUAAGAUUGUCAGUGGAGUUAUGUCGCCACCCAAAUUACCGUCUGGCAAUGCAACCAGGAAGCUCAGUGCGUCGACCAUAACGACAGACACAAUGAAUGAUACAAUGUCAUCGCUGAGCAAUUCAACAAAUUUAUCCGAAUAUCGUUUGACAUCGUCCAAUAAAAGCUCACCGUCUCGGAGUCAGUGCAAUAAUUCGACGGUGUACAACAGCGGAUCGGACGAGAAAAGCUUUACCAGCAUGAGCAGUAUCUACGGAAAGAAUUCAGGGAUAGAAAUCAAAACGUGUGCUGCACUACAAGAAAUGUCCACGAUUCGCAUACCAUCUCAAGGGGACAAUUGGUGGUGUAUUUUGGAAUUUUCCUGUCAAGAAGUACGCGAAAACUCCGACGACAUGGUGAUAUUCUUCGCAACCAAUUCGGAUUUGCGACGUUUUUUGACAAUGCUGGAAACAAUGUGGCAAUCCAAAAAUAAUGCACCAUUUCCCAUCAGUAUUUUACCGGAUAAUGACCCAAUUGGCAAACAGUGUUCGGAUUUGUUUUUCGAUUUAAAUAAAUCAUGGGAUCCGCUUAUAUCUGCCGCACUUGGUUAUCCGCAGUAGUUUAUUUUAUACGGAAAAAACAAUAUUUAUGAAGGAAAACUUAUUUACACUUAUAAUAUUCGAUAAAGAAAAGACAUUGUGUGUACAGUAAGUAUAAAGUGCUACUAACAUUUGGAAAAACAGAACUCUCCCUCUCACACCUUUGUCAUACUUAUCUGAUACACAUUUACGUAUUAUCAAUGCAAGAAGAAACGCUUAUUUUUGUGAUAUUCGUUCGUUAAGUUUAUUUUUAAUUUCUGUGUAGAGACGAAAAGAAAAUGUUUAUUUUGCAAAAUGCUUCAUCCUCAUUCUGUUAAUUUCUUGGUUACUACUUUUACCAUAUCUAUACCUAUCUACGCCUCUACGCUUAGUUAAAAUUUGUUUAAUAAAUUUUUUGUAUGUGCGUGUCAUAAAGGGAACAGUAGCGAAUAACAGUAAUUCUAAAUUAAUAUACUCUGCAGAAGCGGUCGACUUAUUACAUUUUUAUCAGAAUUUCGUAUCGUCCACUGAUCUAUUUGGCAUCUUAGGAAAAUAUAUCCGGGUUUUUCUCUUCCUUUUAUGUUAACGGAGUGCUAAUCAAAAUUCAACACGAAUCUCGUUAGUACUGCUAUAAGGCUCCAGAAUUACGAAUUUUUAUCGAUUUUUUGUUGUUGUUCAAAGAAUAUUUUUUUGAUUCAAUUUCUACAGGGCGUAGAUUCUCAUGCCGUUCGUAACUUGACUCUUUUUAUGCGACUUUAUACACGCAACUGUCAAGUUACGAAUAUUAGGAGUUACGAAAAUUCGAGAAUCGUUACCCAGGGCGCCGAUUCUCAUGAAUUUAAGAAUACUUAACUUGACCUUAACUUGACUUUCACCUUAAAAGUUACGAAUCGCAUGGACCCCUCUCAACAUUAAGGUGACAACUAUCACAUUACUCGUCUGCUUGUCACUAUUCUAUUCAAGUAGUUGAGUCUCGACCGGCCAUAAAGCUUUAUUGCUAGAUAAAUUUGGUGUUGGACUCCUACUGCAUGGCAAUUUGAAGACGUUUUUGGAAACGGAUAUCUGAAAAUAGGCAAUAGGCCACGCCAGAACAACUUAUCUCAUUGUCAAAUUAGUUGUGGAGAGCUUUGACACACUUCCUAGAGCCGUCACGUUUUCUCUCCCCGCUUGUUUAAGACAUCAUUCGAGUACGAAUUGUGAUCUGGAUGUGAGCCUUCCGAAGCAUAUAUAAAUCUACUCAGUGUCGUUUUUUUCAUAUGGACUCUUUAUACAAACGAAUUGGUGCCGGGGUCUACUAACGGAGUGUUUUGAGUCACCUAAGACAAAUACAUUUGGCACCCAGAAUGAACAUUUUAAAAAUUGCCCUUGGUGCCAAAGAAUGAAACUAACAUGCGAUUUGGUGUGUUCCGGCGUUCUUUUCGUUAAAUUUAUUCAAUCUGACCUGAAACUCACUGUACGAAAUUUUUCAAUUUGUCGUUUAUUUUCGGCUAGUGAUAAGGGCUAGUGACGAAAUGGUCUGAUAAAAAGAUACUCGUCGACUAGCUAAUAUAGUAAAAUGUAAUCUCUCUAUCAUCUAGUCAAAAAAAGGAUAAUAAAAUACAAUAAAUAACGUGACGUGUAAUUCAAAUUUAUAUUUAAAAAGGAGAAAGAAG